Messenger RNA from Phymastichus coffea, 638 nucleotides. RefSeq names its product putative odorant-binding protein A10. Bases 23 to 487 code for a protein of 154 amino acids. Lineage: Eukaryota; Metazoa; Arthropoda; Insecta; Hymenoptera; Eulophidae. The record is from RefSeq and is a predicted model, not a curated record. The transcript is spliced from 2 exons.
UCACUUCGUUAGCAGAGUUAAGAUGUCGCGUUAUAGAGUUUACCUCGCGUUAGCCAUAGCUACGUUGUUCCUAACCACUGUUGCCAUUGCUCAAGACCUCACUGAACAGUCGGCGGAGAAAACUACUGAGUUACCAACCCAUGAAGACAGUGAGACCAAAGAAUAUUAUCCGAUUUCUUGGACCAAAGUUAACUACAAGCCUGUUAUUGAUAACGAGCGAUUAUUUCGAAAAUAUAAGCAGUGCCUUCUAGUGGACAAGACAACGGGAUGCCCCCGCGACGUUCUUCAAUUAAAAAAAAUUAUACCUGAAGUACUGGAGACAAUGUGUGCCAAAUGCUUACCAGUACAUAUCGAAAGAUUCAAAGAAGCAGUCGAGUACAUUUGCAAGAAACGAAGAGCCGAUUACGAUGAAGUGCGAAAGUCCAAAGAUCCGAACGGUUCACUCCAGACAAAAUUUGAGGACAAGUUCGGCAAAGUCAAUUGUUGAUAUUAAUAUGCCAAUACUAUUGAAUAACUUACUCGUUAUAUAAUUAAUUGUUCUGAAUAAUGCAACAUACUAUGAAAAUUAAAUGAAAGUAUCGCUAAAUAAAAAAUUUGAUCAUAAAAUAAACUAUCAAUUCAUGAAAAUCAAGUUAAAA